CAAACUUUUUCAUCAAACUUUUUGGUCAAAUUUUUCCAUUCUGCCCACUCAUGCCACACGGUGGAUUUAUUUGGUCAACCUUUUCGAAUAUGGCACCCGUCCAGUCAAGACUUCUAUUUGCUCUGGCAGCUGGUUCAGCUGUUGCUGCAAUGGCUGCAGCUGUGGCAUACCACAAGAUGAAGCGUCGCCGUACUAAAAGAACUGUAUGGGUCAGAAAAUGGAUCCAGAGGAGAAAAACAAGGGGAUCGUAUGCCAUGCUAGUAGAUGAGUUGCGACUAGAGGAUCCAGGAUCAUACAAGAAUUAUUUGAGGAUGGAUGAGGAGACGUUUGAGCACCUAGUUCAACUGGUGACGCCUUACGUGGCAAGGGAAGACACCAACAUGCGCGAGGCAAUUACUCCAGCAGAACGUCUGGCGGUUACUCUAAGGUUCCUAGCCACUGGGGAAACUUUCCAGAGUCUUCAGUUUUCAACACGGCUGAGUCGCUCAACAAUCGGUGCAAUAAUACCAGAAACGUGCUGUGCAAUCUACGAAACCUUAAAGAUGGAUUAUAUCAAGGUGCCGUCGAACGAACAAGAAUGGCUCAAGGUUGCAGAGGAAUUUGAAACAAAGUGGAACCUUCCCCACUGUUUGGGUGCAAUGGACGGAAAACACGUUGUUUUCCGCCCACCAUUGCGCUAUGGCUCCUAUUUCUACAACUAUAAAGGCACCCAUAGUAUUGUUCUGUUUGCAUUGGUUGAUGCCGACUACAAGUUCUUGAUGAUUGAUGCUGGAACCAACGGUCGUGUCGGAGAUGGAGGUGUUUUCAGGAAGAGCGAUCUCAAUAACGCUAUGGCGGAUGGGACUAUACAUUUUCCUGAGGCAAAACCCUUACACGAUUGCGAUGCCACCAUGCCCUAUUUUUUCGUAGCAGAUGAUGCUUUUCCUUUACAAACUGACAUCAUGAAGCCGUAUCCAUUUAGAAAUCUUGAUAAAGACAAACGUGUUUUCAACUACCGCCUGAGUCGGGCUAGGCGUGUGGUUGAAAAUGCAUUUGGGAUAUUAGCUAACAGAUUUCGCGUGUUUCUUGCUCCUAUUCUGCUAUCCCCUGAGAAAGUGCAGAUGAUCAUUCUGGCUGCUUGUGCACUGCACAACUUCCCGAGGGUCCAUAAUUCGGCCAAGUACUUCCCUCCCAGGGCAGUAGAUAGGGAACAAUUAAACCGCGGUGUUGUAGCUAAGGGGGAUUGGAGAUCAGUUAAGAAAGCUGAGGGGGCUUUCCAAGGUAUUGAACAUCAGUCUGGAAACCGUUAUGCCAAUGAUGCACAAUCACAAAGAGAUGCUCUGCGCGGCUAUGUGAAUGGCAUCGGACGAGUAGCAUGGCAGGACAGAUUUUGCAGCUGA
Messenger RNA from Lineus longissimus, 1379 nucleotides. RefSeq lists its product as uncharacterized. Lineage: Eukaryota; Metazoa; Nemertea; Pilidiophora; Heteronemertea; Lineidae. The transcript has 2 exons. The record is from RefSeq and is a predicted model, not a curated record. Bases 51 to 1379 code for a protein of 442 amino acids.